GUCUUUUUAGCAAGGUGAGGACGGAUCAGCUUCCGCUUAGGCAUACCUAUAUCUGCACAAUGGUUUUCUUUCAGGGGUCAUCUGCGGCAGAGAUUACCGGUACCUUAACUUAACUUAAUCCAUGCGGGGGAGGGGCUGGGUUCACUAGGCCGGGACAGUUCCGGUACGUCAACGAGUGCGUCAAGACGCUGGUGGACUUUUGUUUUCUACCUGAUAGACUGCGUUACUACAGGAACUUUCCAACAGAAAGGUUUCUUCCAAGUGCCCUCUUCGCAUAGUAAGCUUGGGCUCAUACCACUACUACCGUGUACCUCAUGUCGUCUCCACGCGAGGUUAGAAUUGGCUACGUGCCUGAACACUACCUCCUCCCAUUGCAUCUAUGCACGAAGCACGACCUCUUCCCUUCCUCCAUCAAGAUCACUCUCAUCCCAUUUCCUUCCGGUACGGGCCAUAUGAUCACAUCGCUGCGCUCCAACGAGAUCGACCUUGCCAUCGGCCUGACAGAGGGAUGGGUCGCAGGCUUGCUGAAUUCCGACAAUUAUAAAAAGUCUGGGAAGGAGAAGGGCUAUUCAAUAGUUGGAUCGUGGGUGUCUACACCGCUACGCUGGGCUAUCGUCACUGGCCGCAACCGCAGUGACAUCAAUACUGUGAAUGACCUCAGGCAGCAUCGCCGCGUUGCAGUCAGUAGGCUGGGCAGUGGCAGCCAUGUCAUGGCGUUCGUGCUGGCGCAGCAAGAAGGCUGGCUGCAUCAAACAAAGACUUCCACAUUAGAAGGGCUGACGAUAGCACCUCUGGGUCCGUUCAAAGAUUUACGCGACGGUGUGACGAGCUCUACAGCUGAUUAUUUCAUGUGGGAGCAUUUUACAACGAAGCCGUACUUCCACGGUGAAGAUACGCCGCUAAAGAAGAUUGGUGAGAUAUACACACCCUGGCCGAGCUGGCAUAUCGCUGCAUCGCGGUCGACGUUUCCAGAUCCAGAGUCAGACGAGACACUCAAAGAGAUAUUUGAGGCCUUUGACAAAGGAGUGAAGAGCUUCAACGAGGACACUAGUGCAGCGAUAAAGAUGCUGGGCACUGGCGAGGCACAAUGCCACUACUCCGAAGAAGACGGAAGGGAAUGGUUGAAGGAUGUGAAGUUUGUCGAAAGCACGAGAGGAGUGGACUCUGGAGUGAUGAGUGGAGUGGUUGAUGUAUUGAAGGCAGCCAGUGUCAUUGGCACUGAUGCCGUGGUAAGAGAUGGGGAUGGAGUCGUGGGGAUAUCGAGGUGAAAUACACUCGUACUCGUAUAUCAUCCAGUGCAAGCUUGAACAUAGAUGCUUCCUAGUACUUAAAUUCACGUAAGUUUAUGCUCGCACGAGGUUUCGCACGAGCAAUGGUCGUC
This is a messenger RNA of Exophiala viscosa, 1381 nucleotides long. RefSeq names its product alpha 1,3-glucosidase. NCBI's taxonomy places the organism in Eukaryota, Fungi, Ascomycota, Eurotiomycetes, Chaetothyriales, Herpotrichiellaceae. The record is from RefSeq and is a predicted model, not a curated record. The transcript has a single exon. The coding region runs from base 315 to 1268 and encodes 317 amino acids.